Struthio camelus australis is the source of this 2582-nucleotide messenger RNA. The record is from RefSeq and is a predicted model, not a curated record. Lineage: Eukaryota; Metazoa; Chordata; Aves; Struthioniformes; Struthionidae.
AUGUCAAUAGAUUGCAGGAAAGAAGUGGUGAAGAAGUUGCAGUAUCAAGGGUUGGUUGGAAGAAGCACUAACGAAGUUUUGCAGCUCUACUCUGCUCAUGGACAGCAGCAGGCAUUGCAGACAAGCUGUGUUGUAACCCAGCUUCACAGAGCAUUACAGAGGCUUAAGCAAGACCUGAAGAGCCUCCACUCAUUUGCUCUUGAGCUUUCAAAAGACUUUCAGCAUCAAUGCAAGACUUAUCUUUACCAAGUUUUGACAGUGGUCCAAAGGAUACAGCUGCAAAAUGAAGCAAUGCAAAUGUUCCAGAUAAAAGCUUUUGAUCUUGAGCAAUCACUACAAGAAGUUACAGAGAGAUAUGAGAAAGAAAAGCAAAAGAGAAGAGCUCUACAUAACAGUUUAGUUGAGUUAAGAGGAAAUAUCAGAGUCCACUGCAGGAUCCGACCGUUACUACCUUUUGAUACAGCUGCUGGACUUACAAUACCACAAGAUGGGCAAAGAAACUUUUCAGAAAAGGUGGCAUAUGCAGCUGAUGAUGAAACUGUCCUUGUAAAGUGUAACCGUCCUGGUCAUGCAUCAAUAAACAGGACUUUUCAGUUUGAGAGAGUUUACAAUGCUUCUGAAUCUCAAGACACAGUGUUUGCAGAUGUGGCCCCUUUGCUAACUUCUCUCCUGGACGGGUACAAUGUGUGUAUCAUGGCUUACGGGCAGACUGGAAGUGGGAAAACAUAUACAAUGUUGGGACCACAGAUAGAGGAGAACUUUGCAUUCUCCACAGAAGAUGAAUCAGAACUUGGAAUUAUUCCUCGAGCUACCCAAGAAGUGUUCAGGCUUAUUUCAGAAAAGCCACUGGGAAGUUACUGGGUUGAGGUUUCUGUUGUAGAAGUAUAUAAUAAUGAAAUUUUUGAUCUUCUGGCCAAAGACAGUUGUGGAAGAGUAUUUGGCAUCAAACGUGAUGUUGUCACAACGAGAGAAGGAAAGAGAGAUGUUCCACUGCUUACGUACGAGGCUGUUGAAAAUGCAUCAGAAUUCUUGCAUCUGGUAAAAAAAGGGCUACAGUUAAGAGUCAGACACCCAACACUGGUGCAUGCUCAUUCCUCCCGUUCUCAUCUGGUAGUUACGCUGACCAUAACGACAAUUGUCUCUGGAGAGAACUUUGGUAUUUCAUGGGAAGAUGAACUAACCAGUCAGAAGCAAAAUAAAGAGGUUUCCUGCACCUUUCCACAGAAAACGAGAGAAAAUAAAUCCACUUUUUCUUCCAGAGCCUCUUCACCAGCACAGUUUGAAACAACUGAAAAACCAAAGCAAGUCAAAACUAGACUGCAGCUGGUGGAUCUAGCUGGUAGUGAGUGUGUUGGUAUGUCUGGAGUGACAGGUGCAGCACUGAGAGAGACAUCAUUUAUUAACCGCAGCUUGUCUGCUCUAGCAGACGUUCUUGGAGCAAUAGCAGAACAGCGAUCUCAUAUACCAUACCGAAACAGCAAACUUACGCAUCUGCUCCAGGACGCUGUAGGAGGUGAUGCUAAACUGCUGGUGAUGCUGUGCAUCUCUCCUGACCAGAAGUACUUAGCAGAAUCGAUGCAGUCUUUGGGAUUUGGAACUCGUGCUCGGCAAGUUCAGAGAGGACAAGUCAAGAAAAAAAAUCUCCUAGUAUCGAGUAAAGCAAAAUAAAAUCUAACGCCCCUGUGGAUUAAAGUAGUAUUAAUGAGUUCCUCAGACUGAAAUGUAUAUUGUUGUCCUAGAGCCAUUCUUCUAGAUAUCAACUGCCAGAUAAAAUAAACAUCCCUCAAUACGGUGUUAGCAUGCCAUAAACCUGCUGAUAAUGUUCUUGCUCCAAGAAUAACAAGCCUUGACAAGAGCUACCAACCAUGAUGGAAUGGCACAGCAACAGAUCAGGCUUUUUUAGGAGAGCUACUUCAAGACAUGAUUGUAGUGAUGCGUUUCCUCUGGGCAAGGAAGUAGAACCAGGUCAACAGAACCCUAAUUUCGCUUGGUUCGCUUCAGGAAGGCCAAGCUGCAUUUUGUUAUUUCAGUAGAAGGCAGGCAUGAGUCAAACUAUCAUUCCAAUGUUUCAAAGCAGCAACUGCUUCAACUCCUGCCAGCUUGGAUGAAAAUGAGAUAGGGCAUUUUGGCAUGUUCUUCUUUCUAGCACGCAGGCAGGAAUGUAGAGUAUUGCAUGGGGUUCAGUUUUCUGAUUUUUCAACAUGAAAAAAAUGACAGUAGUGAGAUGGAGAAAAAGGAAUUAGGCUAUAUCUGCUAUCCUUCUGGAAUGCAGCUCAGGAAGCAAAUAAGGGAGUAUACAGCUUUUGGAAAACAUGCUCAGGUUAAAUGGUUGGAACGAAUUCCAGUUCUGCAGAGUUCCCCAGGAAUACCGCUUUGCCUAUUUUUUAUUUCAUGAGUGAUGACUGGCACUGAACUACAGCUUCUAAUGGCUAAUGGGACCUAACUUGUACAACUGUUUUAGUAGCAAACUUGCUUGUUAUUUCAUUUGCAUUACUGUAGUACCCAGGUUAACCACAUCACAACUUUGAAGUCGUCUGCACAUUAGAGAAGAACGAAUAGAAGCUUCCCAACUACCAAGUGAA